This is a messenger RNA of Papaver somniferum (opium poppy), 1200 nucleotides long. RefSeq lists its product as uncharacterized. NCBI's taxonomy places the organism in Eukaryota, Viridiplantae, Streptophyta, Magnoliopsida, Ranunculales, Papaveraceae. The transcript has a single exon. The record is from RefSeq and is a predicted model, not a curated record. The coding region runs from base 1 to 1200 and encodes 399 amino acids.
AUGAGUAAAUUUGGAACUAUUGGCCGGAAUGGAAUAGUUAUAAAGAAAUUGAACGAGAGUCUGAGGUUAAUUUUUACAGCUUUCAUUGGAGUUGUGUUUGGCUUCUUGGUUGGAGUAUCUUUUUCACCUUCACUGUCUACUAAAUUUACUUCAAUUCUUGUAAAAGACGCAUAUUCUAGCAUUUCAACCGAGCAGUUGUUGCACCACCACCAUGCUAUGACAGGAAUGAACGAAAGUAGCUCAGCAACUCAAGUUCAGACUUCUAAUAAUACUUCAAAGAUAUGGGUUUCUUCAAAUCCUCGAGGUGCAGAAAGACUACCACCGGGUAUCGUUGUGGCAGAAUCAGACUAUUACGCUCGCAGGUUGUGGGGUGAACCCAGUGAGGAUCUAACUAUGAAGCCGAAGUAUCUCGUAACCUUCACUGUUGGUCUUGAUCAGAAAAGUAACAUUGAUGCAGCAGUUAAAAAGUUCUCAGAGAGUUUCACUAUUUUGUUGUUCCACUAUGAUGGUCGGACGAGCGAAUGGGACGACCUUGAGUGGUCAAAGCGAGCAAUCCACGUUAGUGUGUUGAAGCAGACUAAAUGGUGGUACGCCAAACGGUUUUUGCAUCCCGAUGUGGUGGCACCAUAUGAUUACAUAUUCAUCUGGGAUGAAGACCUUGGGGUGGAGAAUUUUGAUGCAGAAGAAUACCUUAAACUGGUGAGCAAGCAUGGUCUGGAGAUUUCACAACCUGGUUUAGAUCCAGAUAGAGGAACUACAACAUGGCAGAUGACAGAGAGAAGACGUGACCUUGAAGUCCAUAAAAACACGACGGAGAGACCGGGUUGGUGCAGCGACCCCAAGUUGCCACCAUGUGCAGCUUUUGUUGAGAUCAUGGCACCUGUGUUUUCCAGAGAUGCAUGGCGAUGUGUGUGGCAUAUGAUUCAGAAUGACUUAGUUCAUGGAUGGGGUCUUGACUUGGCUCUCAGGAAAUGUGUAGAGCCUGCUCAAGAGAAAAUUGGGGUUGUGGACGCUCAGUGGAUUGAUCAUCAAACUGUUCCUUCACUCGGUAACCAGGGGAUGGCAGAGGAUGGGAAAGCGCCAUGGGAAGGGGUGAGAGACAGGUGCACAAAAGAGUGGUCGAUUUUCCGGAAUAGAUUUUCGGAUGCAGACAAGGCGUAUUACAAGGAAAUGGGGAUUGAUCCGCCUAAUUCCAUGUAG